This is a messenger RNA of Dunckerocampus dactyliophorus (ringed pipefish), 3295 nucleotides long. RefSeq names its product BTB (POZ) domain containing 3b (gene btbd3b). Gene Ontology annotation, molecular function: protein binding. NCBI's taxonomy places the organism in Eukaryota, Metazoa, Chordata, Actinopteri, Syngnathiformes, Syngnathidae. The record is from RefSeq and is a predicted model, not a curated record. The transcript is spliced from 4 exons. Gene Ontology annotation, biological process: neurogenesis; dendrite morphogenesis; cerebral cortex development. Gene Ontology annotation, cellular component: cytosol. Bases 592 to 2145 code for a protein of 517 amino acids.
GUCUCCUCUGUGCGCUCCCAUUCAAUCUCUGUAGUCAGCAGAACGAGUGACGGUGCGGAGCAGCGCAGCAUCCACAAUCGCAGCGUCCUGCGUGAUGACUCCAAGGUGGAAGCAAAAGAAGGAGGUGUUGAGGAGAACAUGUUAAAAGACCCUCAGUGAAGAGCGGGAAAGUGUGACACCGGAGGAGUAAUAGUGGGAGAUGAGAGGGGCCGAUCGAGGCAUCGCUGCUGUCUGAGGACCACUGCAGCAGCACUAAAUCUGGUGCUGUCAGACCAACCCUCAGCAGAGCGAUAAGGGGGAAGAGGCCAUUUAAAGCGCUGAUCUCAUCACUCUGUAAAGCAGCAAUGGGAUCCCCAAGAGCAGCUCUAACUUCACAUCGAAAAAAAGUGGAUCUCAAGUGUGGACUUUGCUCUUCAGAGGAGUGAAAAGAACACCAAGUUUUAAAGUCUAAUAGAGGACCUGCGUGUGCUGCACUGCGUCCGAGGCGAGCAACCUGUGCUGUCAUCUUCCCAGGUCCUCCCUCGCAGCUGUCUCCUGCUGGUGAAUGUCUUCUCUGCACGCUCCUCCACUGCUCGGCAGUUGAACACACUCAUGGUCGAUGCCAAGGGAAGGAACAUGAAAUGUCUGACUUUCUUCUUAAUGCUCCCUGAGUCAGUCAAAAGCAAGUCAAGCAAAAGCUCCAAGAAGGGGAAUGCCAGCAGCAGCUCCAAACUGCCCCCAGUCUGUUAUGAGAUUAUCACUCUGAGGAGCAAGAAGAAGAAGAAGAUGGCAGCGGACAUAUUUCCCACCAAAAAGCCGGCACCUGCCACCACGGUGCAACAGUACCAGCAGCAGAACCUCAACAACAACAACACCAUACAUAACUGUAACUGGCAGGGACUCUACUCCACUAUCAGAGAAAGAAAUUCAGUCAUGUUCAACAAUGAGCUGAUGGCAGAUGUUCACUUUGUGGUGGGUCAGCCUGGAAGGACCAAGCGGCUGCCAGGACACAGAUAUGUCUUGGCAGUGGGCAGCUCCGUGUUUCACGCCAUGUUCUAUGGAGAACUGGCUGAAAACGACGACGAGAUCCAUAUUCCAGAUGUGGAACCACCAGCCUUUCUGGCAAUGUUAAAGUACAUCUACUGUGAUGAGAUUGACCUGAGUGCCGACACAGUGCUAGCCACUUUAUAUGCUGCCAAAAAGUACAUUGUCCCCCACCUGGCACGCGCCUGUGUAAACUUCCUGGAGACGAGCCUGAGCGCCAAGAACGCCUGCGUCCUCCUCUCCCAGAGCUGCUUGUUCGAGGAGCCUGAGCUGACUCAGCGUUGCUGGGAAGUGAUCGACGCCCAGGCCGAGCUGGCGCUACGCUCUGAGGGUUUCUGCGACAUCGACUCCCAGACCCUCGAGAGCAUCCUCCAGCGAGAGACACUCAACGCUAAAGAGAUUGUUGUCUUUGAGGCGGCGCUCAGCUGGGCUGAAGCUGAGUGUCAGAGACAGGAGCUCACCAUGUCCACUGACAACAAGCGUAAGGUUUUGGGCAAGGCCAUGUACCUGAUACGCAUCCCCACCAUGGCUCUGGAUGACUUUGCUAAUGGAGCAGCCCAGUCAGGCGUGCUCACACUUAACGAGACCAAUGACAUCUUCCUUUGGUACACAGCUGCCAAGAAACCUGAACUUCAGUUUGUCAGCCAGCAAAGAAAAGGUCUAACACCCCAGCGCUGCCACAGGUUCCAGUCCUGCGCCUACCGGAGCAAUCAGUGGCGUUAUCGAGGCCGCUGUGACAGCAUACAGUUCGCCGUGGACAAGCGUGUUUUCAUCGCUGGGUUCGGCCUCUACGGCUCCAGCUGUGGAUCGACAGAAUACAGUGCAAAGAUAGAGCUCAAACGUCAAGGAGUACUGAUGGGACAGAACCUAAGCAAGUACUUCUCAGAUGGAUCCAGCAACACUUUCCCUGUGUGGUUUGAGUACCCGGUCCAGAUUGAGCCCGAUACCUUCUACACCGCCAGCGUGGUUCUGGAUGGGAAUGAGCUGAGCUACUUUGGACAGGAAGGAAUGACAGAGGUGCAAUGUGGGAAGGUGACAUUCCAAUUCCAGUGCUCGUCAGACAGCACGAAUGGCACAGGUGUGCAAGGAGGUCAGAUUCCUGAGCUUAUCUUCUACGCCUGACAACUUUGCGUAGCGUAGCCUGGUAUUUAUUUUCACCUCUGUUGUUAUAACGUGUUUUACUUAUGAAAAAAAUGAUUUGUCUUUCAUUUUAGCAAAAGGUUCCACUUGAGGUUGGCCAGAUGUAUGUCUCAGAUGGUGGCGUGUACAAUAAUGCAGAUGGAAAUUAUUAGAAAUAUAUCUUGCACUAGACGUGCAUGUACAUAUGAAUAUAUGUAAAUUGUUAAAUGUAUAUGAUGACACACAGGCUGAGGCUGGCCACAGACAUAACUUCUAUGAUGAAUCGCUACACUUAUUAAUAUUUCUAAGUUUGCAUAGAAUGCACAUAUAGCCGCAAUAGAUCACAGUCUGUAUUCUCUAAUGGUAUUUCAUACUACGAUUCAGUCUGUAGUCAGCAUUAUAAUUGAGGGGAAUAUAAAUAAAUACAUUUAUAGUCAAAAUCACUGUGUUUAACACUCAUCAAGCAUUUGUAUUUGAGUGGUUGUGCUGCUUUUUGGUACUUUUAGGCCACUAAUUAUGCUGGGUCUUAGAUUAGGGAGUACUAUGAGAUACUUAUUUCUCUCUGUAGCAUGUUACUCUGCACUUACAAUCACCCCACUUACUAUAACUCCAUCACUUUUAUGCGCACAGUUUUAAAAAAACAGAAUAAAAGAACAGAUAUUUAAAAAAAUCAACUUGAAGUGAUCUUCUUUCGCCUUUGGAAGUCUAUCACCUGUUUUGUCUUUUAUUUUUUGUGUCCUCUGAAUGCAUUGCAUUACUUACAGCACAGGCAGAAGAGUUACAUUUCAUCUAAUGAGUACUCUUAAUUGUUCUAGCACCUUGGGUUUGUUUCACAGGAACAUGAUCAAUGACGAUGUGUUAGGAGUUACCCUUACUCUCUUCGUUGAAAAGAAGCCACGCACCCGGAGGAAUAUUAUGUUUACUGAGCGUUGCAGAAUUGCACUGUUGUUGCUUUCUAAUCAGAAGUGUUACUUUGUUUUAGCUGUUCCUUUUUUUUUUUUAGGAUGAAAAUUUAAAUCCAGUAAAAGAUACGCAUUCGUUGGUUGGUGUAAUCAGGACAAUGGAUGAUGUUCAAGUCUUGUGUUUACAUGCUGGGAGACCAUCAAAUGUGUUUGGUUGUUGAUGAUGCAAAUAAACAAAAACAAGAGUGACU